Molecule: messenger RNA, 872 nt
Organism: Phyllotreta striolata
Lineage: Eukaryota; Metazoa; Arthropoda; Insecta; Coleoptera; Chrysomelidae
Source: the annotation of a GenBank genome assembly
GUGAGGUCAAGGACACAAUUUAAAAACAAGAGUCAUUACAUUACGGUUCAACAGUAAAUGGGAAACGAUAAUUAAAUUUAUCGGGAUCAGUUACGUUCAACUGCUUCACCUUUAUUUCCAGUUAAAAUGUUGUAGAUGCAACAAGAAAUUCCAGUUGAAGAAAAACUCGGGCGACACAAUUGACUGAACAAAGAGACUUUCUAAAUUGUCAGUAUUCAAAAUGACUAUGUUAAGUGCAGAUGCUCAGAUCCGGUACUUGGUGCAGUGGUUUCGAGAAUGGAGCGAACUGCAGAGAUCCGACUUUUUGCCGAUUUUAGCGGAAAAAUACGCUAACAAGGCUUAUGUUAACGGAAUUUUGAACAGCAUGUCCAAUAUCGACUGCAGAGAUAAGCCAAUGUCUUUGUUCGAAUGCAGGGUUAAAUUAUUUAAAGAAUGGUUUGUUCAAUGGACAGCAGAACAAAAACACAAUUUUAUCAAUCAAAUAUCCGAGAUCGAUGCGAAGUUUGCCGAGAAACUCGAAGGAGAAAUCCAUAAUGGUGUAGAAAACAAUCACAAUAACCAUGAGAUAAAUGAAGAGGAAAUUUUAGAAGACUAAAGUAAUUAUUAAUAAUACAGUUGCAGCACUAUUAAUUUUCGAAUCUUAGUAAUAUUACGUGCACGUCCUCGUUUUAUAUUCCAUAAAAAUAAUAAAGGAACUUCAUGACAUAAAAUCUCAAUUCACGUAUUUAAUGUGAUAUUUUUCUAAAAUGUAUGAUUUUGAACGUUUACUAUUUUAUGUAGGUUAUUAUUAAUUAUGUAGAUUAGUUGAGAUUAAUAUACUUAUACAUGAUGAAUAUUUAUAUUUAGCAGAUAGGAGCUUGAUGGGAUAAAUU